GCUCACUUGGAUUAACAAUAGAUGUGCUUUAUAAACAAAUUUCUUUACCUUAACACAUUACACUUUCAGUAAAUGUGCGGCUGACAAAGUGGUCACGUGACAGAAAGCUUCAGUCAUUUGAAAAAGAGCAGAUCUGGACAGCAAGGUUUUGUUCGUUCACCAGAAGGACCACGAACAUUUUGGAGAACUCAACGAGGGCGGAAAGUCACGUGGUUUACUCCGUACUCUACUGGGUUUUGUACAAUACGUGCAUUUUGUACUCGAGACUUGAGUGCUACGGGCUUUCAACAGAUGACAACUACACAGUGAUCUCGCGUAACUUCGUGCAAAUCUUGUUUGCAAAUGUGUGUCUCUCGCCCAAGACAUGGAGAACAAAUCUUUUGCGGUGAAGUCUUUGCCGAAUGACGACCAGAAAGACACACCCAAUCAAACGUCGUCUUUCUUGAGAACUGUAAGAACCUCGUCAAAUCAGGAUACAAAAAAUGUUCAAUUGAAACUCAAGAAACUGCUGCAUACUGUAUCUGAAGGGAAAAAGAACAAAGCGUCAUUGUCUACGACUUUGAUCACCGACACGUCAGCCCCCAGCUCUGGGAAAGGUGAUGAGAAGGAGCCGGUGUUGACGACUUCAAAUUACCCUCCGGUUUGUUCUUCCCAAGCAGAUGAUAAGCAAACUGUUAUCCUUCGGGCGUCUGAUUAUCUUGCAAGCGGCCAUUUCGCCCGUGGAACGAAAAGGAAUGUGGAGACAACGUUGUCUACAUUGUCUAAGACUGUUAUUAAAACGUUACCAGCCGUGAAGACUGGCACUCAAAACCAGAGGCUCAAAACCAGUCACGUGCCUACGAUCUUAUCCGUACCUUCUUCGCAUCCAGCGACAAUUAUAAAUACAGCUCCGAGUUUGGGCAAUUCUGGUAGUUCAGCAUUCGGUAUUGUGACGUCACAGAGCAGAGAUGGUGUUACAGCGAGAAGCAAACCGUCUCUCAUUGCUCACAUCCUUUCAGAAGACAACAGCGGUACGCCUGCCAGUGUCCAGGACAGUCUGUCACUGUCAGGGGCACACGACAACCUUCCCGGGAUCGGGAAAGGGCCCCUGGCUCCGUUUCCCAAAGAGGAGAAAAUGCCAGAUCCAUCAACACCUAGCGCAGGUCAAGAUUAUGUCGACGACAACUUUUUCUACGAUUGUCUGUACGGCCCUUGCGGACUUGGGAGCGGGCCUGAUUGGGACAUGGAGCCUACUUUCUCGGACAGUCCAGCAAAGAACAUCCCUCCCUCGAUCGCUACAGUUACCCCAACGACCGUGAGCGCCCCAGGGAGCGAGGGGAAAAACAACACUGGUGACGCGGCCAACACGCCGUCUUCUCUUCUGAUUCGGGACGAGAACUGCAGCGAUACGCUGCGACAAGACAUUGUGCAGGCCUUGCCGGUGCCCUGUGUCCGCGUGGUGGCGUUCCGAGCCGCCCUGGAUGUGUGUGACGCUGAGGCUUUCCAGCUGAUCUGGGUACAGCUGCCUAGCACCACGACUGACGAAGUGCUCGGAGUGAUUACUUCUAUUAGAUACUCAAGUAAGAGAAACAAAGGUGCUUACGUCAUAGCCGUGACGGAAAACCAACCCGAAGGUACCCUACAGCUGUCUGGUGUAGAUGAAGUUCUCAUGGGGCCAGUUCUGAGGGCAACCAUACGACAAAAGUACCACAAAAUUCGCUGGAUGUCAGCAGCUCGGCACCAGGGUGGUACCAACUUUGUGAAAGAUGCCCCUAAUUCACCUGAAUCAACCAACAGCCUUGCUUCUGUUAAAACGAACGAGUGCAGUCGGUCAUCCACGUGUGACAGCAUGUCCAGUUGUGGAAUGGACAGCACCGAAUUCGGAGCUUCUGACGUGAAAUGCCCCAUGUCUGUGGAUACAAGUGUUCCAGACAAAUCUUCCUCUCACACGGAGCAUGGUCGUAUUGAAAGCCCAGCCUCAGACCGUAGUUCAACGCCAUCUUGGUGCCGCAUGGAGCAUGCCACAAAAGAAAAGCAAAGAAGAGAGCGGAUCAAAGACAGCUGUGACCAGUUGCGUGUUUUACUGCCGUACGUGCGUGGGAGGAAGACAGACAUGGCUUCCAUUCUGGAGAUGACCGUAGACUACUUGAAGAUUAUCAACGCAGCCCUUCCUCAGGAGUUCCAGUCACAGAUCAUCGACAUCAUGAGCAAUGCGAGUCCUAUGAUCGACACUCGAGAGGGAGAGGUGGAGAAGAUGACUAUGGCGAACAAGAAGUUCUUUCGCCGGAAAGGAAGUGGCAUGGACUUUUCUUCCUUUGGAAAACCCUUGCGCUUUGUGAAAAGAAAGCCGAGCAUCCAGGUCGGUGGACCGACCAAUGUGACACCACGUCAAGACGACCAGCCGUUGGUCUCCCGCGCCCAUACAAGCGGACACAUCGACUUGGCAUCUGAGUCAGGCAUGGUGACCCUUAGCUUUGGAAGCAAUCUGGGUACCAAAAACAACAAUUCUGCUGCAACGGUUUCAAAACAAGGCAAGUUGGAGCUAGAUGUAAACUGUUGGUGUGCACCCAUGCUGUGGCUAAGGCUUCAAUUUUUUCAGUUUUGCUUGCUUUACUGUUACUUUUUCUGUCCUCUUAUACCGAAAGAUUCACAGAGGGCUUGA
Aplysia californica (California sea hare) is the source of this 2641-nucleotide messenger RNA. RefSeq lists its product as uncharacterized. The transcript has 12 exons. Bases 365 to 2641 code for a protein of 758 amino acids. The record is from RefSeq and is a predicted model, not a curated record. Gene Ontology annotation, molecular function: DNA-binding transcription factor activity, RNA polymerase II-specific; RNA polymerase II cis-regulatory region sequence-specific DNA binding; protein dimerization activity. Gene Ontology annotation, biological process: spermatogenesis; regulation of DNA-templated transcription. Gene Ontology annotation, cellular component: nucleus. NCBI's taxonomy places the organism in Eukaryota, Metazoa, Mollusca, Gastropoda, Aplysiida, Aplysiidae.